AGAAUAUAAUAGAAUAGUAGAGGGUGUAUAAGAAGAAGAAGAUAAUAAAAACACUGUUGCAGUGUUCUCAGAGGCAGAGACCACCAUGUCUUGCUUGUGUUCCUGCUUCUACACCACCACCACCACCCCCAGAAAUAUGGCUAUUAUUAUUGCUUCUCUUCCUGACAACGCCAAAUCCAAUCACUCUCCGCCACCUGUCCAAACCCAUCAUUCCCUCAAACCCACCACCACAAUUCUUCCAAGCAAGACCAUGGAGAAGAAGAAGAAGCCACAGAAGCCGAGGCAACCCUCUGUUAUAGAGAUUGAACGAGCAACCGGCGCCGGAAGGUUCCGCGACACCGACUCCAGGGAAUUGGAAGAGCUAAAGGAUGCCAAAUUCGACAUGUCGCUGAUGAACUUUCCUGGGAAAUUUGAAGGGCCAUUGGAGAAGAAGCUUCGUGAGACAGGAGAGUUUAUGGCCAAUCAAAGCGAGAGAGGGUUUCGUUCUUCCAGCAAAAAAAUUCUGAUUUUCGCGUUCAAGUGGAUGCUUCCAGUGUGGACUCUGUUAGUUCUGGUUGCCUCUGGAGCCAUCAAGCUACCAUUCAGUUCCCCAUUUCUGGAUCAACUAAUUAUGUGAACUUAGUGACAAUUUCAGAUUAUACUACUAAACAUCUAUUCAAGGCCAUUCAGGCUUUUUGCAGAAUGUUAUCCAUUGGAAUUUCCAAUGCAGAAAAUUCACUGAUCCUGAUGCUUUGUCACACUGAUCUGCAUUACCAGUUUUCCUAGUCUUACCCAGUGUACAGGAUGAUAUAAUAUUAUUACGUAACUCUCAAUUUGGUUCUUUUGGCAUAUUUAUUGGUUGCCAUAUCGUCCUUGUUCUACCUUCAUGCUUUGGAGAUUUAAAAGAGAUAUUUCUGUAACUUUUCAAUUAUAAUGCAUGUGGAUUGGGUUAAUGAUGAA
Ziziphus jujuba (common jujube) is the source of this 939-nucleotide messenger RNA. Its product is annotated as probable NAD(P)H dehydrogenase subunit CRR3, chloroplastic. Lineage: Eukaryota; Viridiplantae; Streptophyta; Magnoliopsida; Rosales; Rhamnaceae. Gene Ontology annotation, cellular component: chloroplast thylakoid membrane; NAD(P)H dehydrogenase complex (plastoquinone). Gene Ontology annotation, biological process: photosynthetic electron transport in photosystem I. The record is from RefSeq and is a predicted model, not a curated record. The transcript has 3 exons. Bases 86 to 616 code for a protein of 176 amino acids.